This is a messenger RNA of Lathyrus oleraceus (garden pea), 1215 nucleotides long. RefSeq lists its product as uncharacterized. The transcript has a single exon. The record is from RefSeq and is a predicted model, not a curated record. NCBI's taxonomy places the organism in Eukaryota, Viridiplantae, Streptophyta, Magnoliopsida, Fabales, Fabaceae. Bases 1 to 1215 code for a protein of 404 amino acids.
AUGACUGGAAUAUUUAUGGACACACGGAAGGACCCUUUCUUUGAUAGAUUGGUGAGUAGUGCAGUGUCCGACUUUGCGCAUCUGGUGACAAUCGGAGAUCGCAUAGAAAAAGGGUUAAGAGAUGGAAAGAUUCAAGGAGUUGUGGCAGCCUCCAGCGCACCGAAAAAGUAUACUGGAGGCUUCCAAAAGAAAAGAGAAGGUGAUACGAACGCUAUAUCCAAAGGCUACAAGGGGAAGCAACAGGCUUCAUAUGGCCAAGUCGCCGCCGUGGUACCCAUACCCUAUCAACAACCAAUACAGCAACAAGAAGUGUAUCAACAACAGCAUCAACAACAUCGUCAACAACAAAAUACCGCUCCACCAAGGCAAUUCAGGCUAAGACCCCCGAGAAGGCAACUUGACCCUUUACCGGUGCCUUAUAGCCAAAUAUUCUCGUACUUGCAAAAGGAGGGACUCUUGAUGUUAAGGGAACUAAAACCGACUGUUUUUCCAUAUCCACCUGGAUAUGAUGCUAACGCCCAUUGUGAGUUUCACAUGGGAGUGCCCGGCUAUACCCUGGAGAAUUGUUUUGCAUUUCAAAAUCGGGUACAAGACCUGAUUGAAGCAAAGGUUGUCACCUUCACUCCGAGACGCCCGAACGUGAACACUAAUCCUAUGCCAACAUAUAGAGGUGCUUCCGUUAGUGACAUUGAGGAGAGUGAUCAAGGUGAAUUGAUUCUCAAAGUAGAAGAAAUUCAAACUCUUAUCACCAUGAUAGGAACACAACUACUAAAGAGUGGUAUAAUCCCGGUGGAGCUAGUUGAUGAAGGAAAUGAUAAAAGGUUAAAGAAUUUUAUACAACAAAUGUUGGACCAAGGCGAGUUACAGAUCGAGCGUCGGGUCAAAAGCAGGAAUGAGGAAGAAAUAGCAGUGGUGGACAUCCCUUAUGAUGAGGUUAAUGUGGAAAUCCCUAUAAGCCCAUUGGUAAUAGAACUUCCAGCACCGUUCGCAUAUGAAGACGAGAAGGCGGUACCGUGGAUAUAUCAGCCCAGAGCUUUUAAGCAAGGGCAGGAAGACCGACCCAUGGUGAUCAAUGAACCAAACGUCAUCUUGAUUAUGGGGCCAGCUGGAAUGACGCGUAGUUGUCGAGUGUUCGCGCCAAGGACUGUUGAUGCUUCUGUAAAAGCUAAAGGGAAGGAAAUUUUUGCUCCUGUCCAAAUCCCCGUCCCUAAUUAA